CUGCUGCAGCUCAAGCUCGAGCUGCCCUUCGACCGCGUGGUCACCAUCGGCACCGUGCUCGUCCCCAUCCUGCUGGUCACCCUGGUCUUCACCAAGAACUUCGCAGGGACACGAUGGUAAACAGGUGCCGGCAACACGCGGCACUGGCCUCCUAGCCUAGAACCUCCCGGAAGGCCAGGGCCAUGUGCAUCCGCAGUGUGGAGGGCAGCGGGCCACGGGAAGACCCCAUGGCUCCUGGCCGGGCUUGCUGUGAGUAGACCCCCAGUGCGCCGACCACUCAGCAGCGGACAUAGGGGCGGCCUCAGCGGGAAGCGGGUUCCUCAGUUGUUACGCACCCCCGCACAGGGCAACUCGCAGCUGCUCUUUCCAUAAGUGGCAAAUAAUUGUGGCCGCACAUAACCUGGGUGUCUCUGGACUGGAGGUGUGCAGGGAUCCCCAGAGCAUGUGCCCUUCUCAAAAAGGGAAGAAGGCAAGUGCCCUGCACCUCGAGGACAUGGAGCAUGAGCUGCAGGGCCGGUGCUGGGUCCUGGGGGCCAGGGGAACCUGCGCGGGUCACUGCUCUCUAGAGAGGGGAUGUCUCCCCGCGCCUCCCUCCUGUGUGGGGGUCCCCCUGGCACGGUGGGAGCACCCUCACUCACACUCCUGGGGGAGACACGGAGCAGGAGAGGAGGCGGCCAGCCACCACCUGCCUUAGCUUUCCGCUGCUGCUCUAACAAGUGACCACGAACUUAGCCGCUUAGGAUAACACGUUGCGAUCCCAGAGUCGCCCAGCUCGGAGUCAGAAGUGCUUCACAGGGCGCAGGGCGCAGGUCACUCAGGGCCUCAGUCCUCCUGGAGGCUCCAGGAGGCUCUUGUCUGCUCUCCCAGGCUCCAGAGACCCCACUUUCCUUGGCUUGGUGCCGGUCCUCCAGCUUCAAAGCUGGCGCAGUGGCUUCUCUCUCCAGCCUCUGCUUUCAUGCUCACAAAUCUGACUCUGCCCCCUGUGACCACCCCGGGCCCACCCGCAUAAUCCAGGACCGUCCCCCCCAGAGCCUGCGUAAAGUAGCCCAGGUGCGGGCGGCCCCAAGUGGAUGGCUGUGCGGGCAGGGGCAGGCCUGGGGGCAGGACGCCAGCAGUCAGGGGAGCAGGCCGCGGGCUGGCCGCUGACCCCUCGGGGCCACGGACACGGGGUCCAGGGACGCCCCCAGGUCAGCCCCUGGCCUGCCGGGCAUUGCCCUGUGGGGAAGUGUCCAUAUGUGAACCCCCAGCGGGUGGAGCCCCAGAUGUGUUCUUUGCUGUUGGUUUGUGCCCAUCGUCACCUGGGAGGGAAAGUAAAGUCCAGUGACAGCCUUCAAGCUGCCACCUGGGAGGCCCCCGCUGUGGUGGCCGCGGACGCCAAGAUCCUGGCCCCUGUGUCCCAUCAGAGGCUGGGCCCGCCCGGGGCCCCAGGAUGGUGGGCCUGGGGAGCCACCACACCCUCGGUGGCAGGCUGGGCACAGCCAUCCUCCUGGAGCUGCCCCUGGCCCCGUUGGGCCGGCCGCGCUCCCUCCGGGAGCCGGGGCCCCAUGGCCCAGCCCAUGGGCUGGGGUAGGUGCAUUGCGUGCGGAGGGACCCCGGCGAGUGGCCUGGCCCGCCCUGCUGCCCUCAGACAGGGCCUCCCCCACCUCCGACGGCGGGAGCUGAGGUGCCACUCACCCCGGGGCUGUCCCCACUCCGUGCCACCCCAGCUGCGGGGGUCUCCAGGCUGAGACCUCCUGGGCCCGGGCAUUUGUUUGGGGACUGCAGUCCCUGGCAUGUCUGGCGCGCCCCCGCCCCCACCCAGCACCCCAGCCCAAGUCUCCUCUCUGCCCUCAGAGGAGCCCAUUUACUGCUACACGCCGCACAACUUCACUCGUGACCAGGCGCUGUACGCUCGCGGCUACUGCUGGACGGAGCUGCGGGACGCGCUGCCCGGCGUGGACGCCAGCCUGUGGCCGUCGCUGUUUGAGCACAAGCUGCUGCCCUACUCGCUGCUGGCCUUCGCGGCCAUCAUGUACGUGCCCGCGCUGGGCUGGGAGUUCUUGGCCUCCACCCGCCUCACCUCGGAGCUCAACUUCCUGCUGCAGGAGAUCGACAACUGCUACCACCGCGCGGCGGAGGGCCGCGCCCCCAAGAUCGAAAAGCAGAUCCAGUCCAAGGGGCCCGGCAUCACGGAGCGCGAGAGGCGCGAGAUCAUCGAGAACGCCGAGAAGGAGAAGAGCCCCGAGCAGAACCUGUUCGAGAAGUACCUGGAGCGCCGCGGCCGCAGCAACUUCCUGGCCAAGCUGUACCUGGCACGGCACCUGCUCAUCCUGUUGCUCAGUGUGGCGCCCAUCUCCUACCUGUGCACCUACUAUGCCACCCAGAAGCAGAACGAGUUCACGUGCGCGCUGGGCGCAUCUCCAGACUGGCCGGCCGCGGGGGGCACGGCCGUGCGCGUGAGCUGCAAGCUCCCAUCUGUGCAGCUGCAGCGCAUCGUGGCGGGCGUGGACAUCGUGCUGCUCUGCGCCAUGAACCUCAUCAUCCUCGUCAACCUCAUCCACCUUUUCAUCUUCCGCAAGAGUAACUUCAUCUUCGACAAGCUGCACAAGGUGGGCAUCAAGACGCGCCGGCAGUGGCGCCGCUCCCAGUUCUGCGACAUCAACAUCCUGGCCAUGUUCUGCAACGAGAACCGCGAUCACAUCAAGUCACUCAACCGGCUGGACUUCAUCACCAACGAGAGCGACCUCAUGUACGACAACGUGGUGCGGCAGCUGCUGGCCGCGCUGGCCCAGUCCAACCACGACGCCACGCCCACCGUGCGCGAUGCCGGCGUGCAGACGGUGGACCCCAGCGCCAACCCCGCCGAGCCCGAGGGUUCCGCCGAGCCGCCCGUGGUCAAGCGGCCACGCAAGAAGAUGAAGUGGAUCCCCACCAGCAACCCGCUGCCCCAGCCCUUCAAGGAGCCGCUGGCCAUCAUGCGCGUGGAGAACAGCAAGGGCGAGAAGCCCAAGCCCGUGCGCCGCAAGACGGCCACGGACACGCUGAUCGCACCGUUGCUGGACGCCGGCGCCCGCGCUGCCCACCACUACAAGGGCGGUGGGGGCGACCCGGGGCCUGUGCCGGACAAGAAGCACGCACGCCACUUCUCCCUGGACGUGCACCCCUACAUCCUCGGCACCAAGAAGGCCAAGCCCGAGGCCGGGCCCACCACCGCCCUGCCCACCUCCCGGAGCCAGGAAGGCAGUUUCCUUUCCCAGGCGGAGGAGUGCGCGCUGGGCUUGGCCGCAGCUCCCACCAAAGACGCCCCACGCCCCGAGAAGGAGAUCCUGUACCCAGCAGAGCCGGCCCGGGCCGCGCUUCCCCCUGGGGGCCCCUUUCACGUCUGCUCGCCCCCAGCAGCCCCCGCCACAGCCCCUCUGUCGCCGGCCAGUCUGGGCAAGGCCGACCCCCUUGCGAUCCUGAGCCGCAACGCCACGCACCCCCUGCUGCACAUCAGCACACUGUAUGAAGCCCGGGAGGAGGAGGACGGGGGCCCCCGAGCACCCCCGGACGUGGGCAGCCUUAUCGCCAUCCCGCCGCCCCAGCAGAUCCUCAUCGCCACCUUCGACGAGCCGAGGACGGUCGUGAGCACCGUGGAGUUCUGAGGAAGGGGCAGCCGCCGCCGCCCCAGACCCACGUGGACGUGGCCUCUGCUUCACCCGGCACUGCCCACGCCUUCCGGCCUCCAGUCCGCAUGCUACAGGGCUGAGCGCCGUGCCCUCCCGGCCCCCGGGACAGCAUCGUGGGGGUGCUGGCUGGGCCCGGGGCCGGCCUUGACCCCCAGCAGAGCCCCCUGGAAGGCCUGGAGCCACCCUGCGUCAGGCAGUGGCUGCAAGCUGAAGAGUCUAUUUUUUUAGGCGAUUUCGUGUUGGGCCCGGGAUGCUGGCCCUGAGGGCCGGGCCAUGGCAGGACAGCUCUGCUCCAAGCCGGGAGGGAGCUGGGGCGGUCCCAGCACCGGGCCUGCCGGGCCCAGGGGUCCACGCUCAGGUCAGCAGGGGCGCAGGGGUCCACCCUCCAUCCGAUCAACGUGCACUUUCUCCUUGAGUCCCAACAUACCUGUACUUUAUUUUAAUACGAUUACUGUAACUACUGAGUGUACGUAUUAGCAGGAGACAGGAUGGUGUGUGCGUGGGCGUGAGCGACAGGAUGAGGGCACCAGUGUGCCAGCGGAUGUGUGCGUGAGUGGGCGUGAGCAGUGAGCAGCGCGGUGUGGGCUCAGCGGGUACGCACGGCGUGUGAUUGGACACGGGGCUGAGACGGCGCGGACACCAGCGUGCAAGGGAAGGAGUCCAACGCAAUAACCACGUCCCCCCACCCAGGCCACCAGCCCCCACCUGAGGGCCCAGCUUCCCGUGGGCACCCAGGGCUGGCGCUCGGAGGGUCUGUCCCUAUUACCUCAGCCACGGUGACAACGUGACAGUAUUAAUAAGGUAGCACCGAGCAUAUCAAUAAAUAUUAUUCUGAUACUGUGUGAGUCCGCGUGGUCUGUCCUGCAGGAGGCCUGGGCUCUAGCAGGACCUCUUACAUCUGAGGGAGGUGGCCCCUGCCCUCCAGGUUACCUUGGGGGCCCUACUGCACCCACAGGGAGGCAGGGGUGCAUAGGUGUAACUUGGGGUUGACAUCCCAUGACCUCUGAUGUGCUUGUGCUGCGGGCCGGGGGGUCAUGCAGGGGAGCCCUGGGCUCACAGGCUCAGCAGAGACGAAGGCACGAGCCCCCAGGAAGCCCCAUCAGGGGCUCGGGGACAGGGGCCCAUCUGGUACAGGCAUGGUGUGAGGCUGCUCCCGCUGCAGGGACCCAGGACCUUGGUGGGACAAGGCUGGUCUCACGGCCACAUGCCCUCAGUCCCACCCGGUGGCUCCCAGGGUCUAAACACAGGCUCCCCAGAGCCAGGUGGCCAUGCAGCCAGGCCAGAAACUGUGGGUGCUAGAGCCGGGGGAGCGGGGCAUGAGAGCAGAGAGGGCCCCCAUGGGCGGCUGAGCCCUGCCUGGCCCAGCGCUGCAUCCCCCUGCACCCCCCUGCAGGCCGACCUCCCCCGGAGCCCGAUGACCAGACAGUGACAGACAAGGGGCCCUGGGUUUUAAACAUAGGUUUGUCACUAGGGUCUGGCAAGGCCUGCGCGGGAGACCGUACGGUCGGGAGAGCUCGUCACUCAGCUCCCGAUGGGGGGCAGGCCGUGCCCAGGCCAGAGGCCCUGGGGGUUGCCCCAGGAGGCAGCGCGGGAGGGGGUCCAGGGCAGGAGCCUGUCCCGUGGCUUCUGCAGGAAGUACGGACAAGGCAGGUGGACGGACUCAGGGCUGGCUCAUGGGAACACCGUCUGCGGGCUCCGGGGCUCCCGGGUCGCCGGGCACCUGCCCUGGGUGGUGGGAGUGGGUGAGGACCCGAGGGCGGGAGCCCCACGGAGGGUGCGGGCGGGGGCGCUGCGGUCUCCGGCGGUAGCCCUGGGGGAGGCUCCUUCCA
Messenger RNA from Nyctereutes procyonoides (raccoon dog), 5476 nucleotides. It is a transcript of the gene PANX2, whose product is annotated as pannexin 2. Gene Ontology annotation, biological process: positive regulation of interleukin-1 production; monoatomic cation transport. Bases 1773 to 3623 code for a protein of 616 amino acids. NCBI's taxonomy places the organism in Eukaryota, Metazoa, Chordata, Mammalia, Carnivora, Canidae. Gene Ontology annotation, molecular function: channel activity. The record is from RefSeq and is a predicted model, not a curated record. The transcript has 3 exons.